Molecule: messenger RNA, 2148 nt
Organism: Desarmillaria tabescens
Lineage: Eukaryota; Fungi; Basidiomycota; Agaricomycetes; Agaricales; Physalacriaceae
Product: cytochrome P450
Exons: 11
Coding region: 241-1800 (519 amino acids)
Molecular function (GO): iron ion binding; heme binding; oxidoreductase activity, acting on paired donors, with incorporation or reduction of molecular oxygen
Source: RefSeq, a predicted model, not a curated record
CAAGCUAAUGCCCCUUCUUGAAUUGAUCUUCAAUCUCAUUUCAAUGUGGAGCAUCCGUGGUCAUAUCCAAUCGCCUCGCUGCAUGCUACGAGAAGCAAGGAACGUUGAACGUUUUGGAACGCGCCCAGAAAAUGCCCUCCGUCCAAACACCACACCAUUCUGUUACUAGUUACCUUGGACCCUGGGUUGUCUUUUAAGAGUCGAUGUUGAAGCAUUCGAGCCUCCAUAGGUAACCUAAAGAUGCCCUCCAGUAUCCUGCAGUCGGUUGACUCGACCGUGUCGUUCAAGCAUUACAUCCUUCUCUGGAUCACUGGCAAGGAUACAGCAUGGUUAACACUUGCCUUGAUCGCUGCACUGUAUUACUAUGCUGACGAUUUCAUACGUUGGAUCAAGUAUGUCGCAUUCAAAUGCGAAGCACUUCGUGGGGACAAUAUUCAUGGCCCUAUCCAGGAUACGCGCAUUACGCGAUUCUCGGAUGGCCUCGAGAUGACCACAUAUUGCCGGGAAAAGUACGGUUCAAUAUACCGGGUUUUCUGUGGCUCGAUACCUGAAAUUGUCUUGACGAACCCAGAAGAUGUGCGCGCUUUCUACAGUCGCGAUGGCAGGGCUCACUUGAAGAACCACAACAUUGGAUUUGGAGAUUACAUUGGAAAAAUGUUAGGCCACUGCGUGGGAGUCAAAUACGGUAAAGAUUGGAGUAGACUUCGCUCUCAUAUCGAUCCGCAUUUCUCCUCCUCUGUUGCUAUCGAUUUGCUGCCUAUCAUGAAUGCGGACGUCUCGGAAUGGCUGAACACAUUACCCAUGGCGAUGAAAUCUCCCAACGAGCGUACAAAAUUCAAAGUGCAAGCAGGGGAGCUUGUAUCCCAUUUACCUCUGAAGAUGAUCGCCAGUGCGAUCUUCGGUAGCCUGCUUAAUGAUAAGCUUCGGGCAGAGCUGAUCGAUCUUUUUAUCCUCCAUGAACGCCUCAUGACCCGUGCAAUCUUGGGAAAAUUCUACCAGUGGACUCUUGCGAGUUACCUACCUACUGAAGCUAAUCGCGACGCACAAGUUUUCCAGAGAGAUUGGUGUAAUCUCUUACGUCGUUGUGCGCGAGAAGCGGAAGAGCGAAAUAUCAAAACUGCAGUAUCCGAGCUAUACAAAACGAUGCAAGAAGGUGGAAUGUCGUUUGUUGAGUAUUGUCACUCCGUCGACGAGAUCUUGUUUAACAACGUCGAUGUGACAACGAUCCAUAUAUCCUGGAUCCUCAUCAACCUUGCUCAACAUCCCGACGUACAGAAUCGUCUAGUCCAAGAGAUCAAUACCGCGCUCAAAGAUGACACCCAUGGCUCCAGAUCUGAGAGGACGAAUGCAUACCUACGUAGGACGGACAGCUUGUUGCAUUAUUGCUACCUAGAAUCGGGGCGCCUACAUCCGAUUGCUUUCUAUUCGCUUCCCCAAGUGACGGCUGAGCCCAAAGUCAUUGGCGGUCACCCGAUCCCAGCUCAUACCUCCGUUCUGAUAGAUGUGUACACGCUGGGGCACAAAUCGCCGGUGUGGGGGGAUGAUGGUGAUGCAUUCCGGCCUGAGCGGUUCGCGAGUUUGCAGCCUACGCAAUAUCGCUACUCCUACUGGGGGUUUGGUAUUGGCCCUCGUAAAUGUGUGGGUCAACACCUCGGGGAUAAGAUUGUGAAGAGUGUGGUCCACCAGAUCGUCGAGCGGUACACUGUCUUUGUUGAAGGCGACGUAGGUAUAUGCCGCGGCAGGUUUAUGUGCACCCCGGCCGCAACCUUGGUCUUGGAACCGAAAGAAUUUGGUUUGUGAACAUCGGCUACCUCGACAGUCUUUGCAUUUGGUCAGAACCUCGAAUCCAAUACUACUCAUAUGUUUGCAGAAAACCCUUCCUGUUCGCUUGGUGCUCCAGACAGUAACCUAUAUCAGUUUACGUCGCGCUCUUUAAUAUGAUUCUUGAUUUUCAAUUCCUUUUUUCGGCCACCAUAGUGCUCAAUCAGUGCUGUUUGGUCGGAAGAUCAAUGAAGCUCGCAACACAUUCAAUACUGAAUAGGAGAUGAAUUACGGCUUGUCUAUUCGUUCAUGCGGGUCGUUCCAUUUUGUCAUGGAAGACAAUAUCUUGAACGUUAGGCUUGGGCAGGGAGGAGUGGAGUCACAUCA